Molecule: messenger RNA, 3223 nt
Organism: Xiphias gladius (swordfish)
Lineage: Eukaryota; Metazoa; Chordata; Actinopteri; Istiophoriformes; Xiphiidae
Gene: gpr176
Product: G protein-coupled receptor 176
Exons: 4
Coding region: 660-2378 (572 amino acids)
Biological process (GO): G protein-coupled receptor signaling pathway
Cellular component (GO): plasma membrane
Molecular function (GO): G protein-coupled receptor activity
Source: RefSeq, a predicted model, not a curated record
CUAAAAAAAGAUGUCACAUGCGUCUCACUAAACCGAACAGGAGCGCUUAAAAAUGGAAGCACAGGAAACGGGAGUUUGACGCUCGCGUUGCAUGAUCGUAAAAACAGAUUUAAAGAUUUUCAGUUUCAGCUUGUUUUCAGAGUGGAGGUUUAUUUUAUAACGUUCCCACAGAUAUUUAAAAAAAAAAAAACCCACCAAACAACAACUGUAAUUAGUCUCUGAGCCCCGUCGUUCUUUCAUUCUUACGCUCGCACCCAUCGAUCUUGUGGGUGAAACACUGGAGGGGGGGGGGGGGGGUCCACCUGGAGUGCACGACGGAGACUACAAUGGACUCGGUGUUAUGGACCGACACAUAGGGGGUUGACCAUAGGACGCGGUUUUGCAUUAUUGAGGUAUGCCCUCGCCUAUUUUGGGUGUUUUCAGCGAACCAGAGGGGAAUGUCACAAGCUCCCGUGAGAGCGCAGGCUGAACGAGACAACAGCGGCGGAGUCUUGUGAAAGGAGACCACCAGGCAUCAUCACCAUCAUCAUCAUCAUCCUCAUCCUCAUCACCCCCACAAGCAGUACAUCAGUCCAGAGAUGCCCCUUCGGUGUUGGCUGCUGACGUCCCGCCAGCCCUCUUAACAACCGUCGGGAUCUCGGGGGGGGGGCUGAACCGACAUGGAUGGUGAGAGCCGGGCUGCGACGGUCGGCGACGGCGCAGCCAAUUUCACAGCAGCCCACCUCUGGCUGGAUGUCCUGAACGCUUCGAGCCCGCCGACCCGGUGGGGCGGCAGCCCGUCCGCCGAGGAGACCGGGCUGGACGAGCAGCAGCGCCUCGUCCGAGAGCAAGCCUACCGGGACUUCACCACCACCAUCCAGGUUCUCAUCCUCAUAGGUUCGCUGCUCGGAAAUGCCACAGUGUUGUGGUGCACGUGCUGCACAAACGUCUUCAAAUCCGUCACCAAUCGCUUCAUCAAGAACCUGGCGUGCUCGGGUAUCUGUGCCGGCCUGGUGUGCGUUCCCUUCGACAUGGCACUCGGAGCCAGCCCUCGCUGCUGCUGGUGGCUUCACACUCUGCUGCUCUGCAAGGUCAUCAAGUUCCUCCAUAAACUCUUCUGCUCCGUGACUGUACUCAGUUUCAGUGCCAUCGCACUCGACAGAUACUACUCUGUGCUGUACCCAUUAGAGAGGAAGAUCUCAGAUGCGAGAUCCAGAGAUCUGGUCAUUUAUAUCUGGGUCCAUGCUGUGGUGGUGAGCCUCCCCGUGUUUGCUGUGACCAAUGUGACGGAUGUGUACGUCACCUCCUCCUGCUCAGACGACCACGCCCGCUCCCUGGGCCACAUGGUGUAUGUGUUGAUCUACAACGUCACCACAGUGAUCCUCCCUCUCGCCCUGGUCUUCCUCUUCAUGCUGCUGAUCCGAAGAGCACUCAGCGCCAGCCAGAAGAAGAAGGUGAUCAUUGCGGCCCUGCGGACUCCACAGAACAGCAUCUCCAUCCCGUAUGUGUCCCAGCGAGAGGCCGAGCUACACGCCACUCUACUGGCUGUGGUGCUGGCUUUCUCUGCCUGCAGCGCCCCCUAUGGGGCCUUGGUGGUUUAUCGCACCAUUUUGGCAGACACCAAGGAGCUGCCCAUCUCACUGUAUCUCACAGCCCUCUGGCUCCCAAAGUUGUCUCUGCUCACCAACCCACUCUUGUUUCUGACUGUUAACCGCACAGCCCGUCACAGCUGGUUGGAACUGCUGGCCAGAAUUCACAGACGUUACAGCCGCCGUAACGUGGUCAGCACCGGGGGUCUGGCCUCUUUAGGACCAGAGGGGGUGAUCGGGGAGCCAGUGGGACUGGAGACAGCCGGCCGCACUGGGAGCCAACUUCUGGAGAUGUUCAACAUUGGCCAGCAGCAGAUCUUCAGACCCUCUGAGGAAGAGGAGGAAGAGGAGGAUGUGGAGAAUGAGAUCCCUUCUCAAGGAUCUGGAACCUGCUCUGGGCAAAAAGAGGACCUCAAAGGUGGGUCGAGACUAGGGAGCCUCAGAGGGGAGGUGAUCACCAAAAAGGACCCUCUGCAGGGCACAGGAGGAGGGCUGGUCAUCACCAAAGAAGGCCCUCCUGCAAUCACAGCAUCCCGGGGAUCUCCAGUCCACACAGGCGCUUACACCUCUUCAUCACAGGUGGCGCCAGCUACGCCUACAGACGCUGAGGACUCUACACAGUUUGGUUUUGGACCAUUUGAGCUACCGCCUCAGUGGUUACCUGAGACCAGGAACAGCAAGAAGAGGCUGCUGCCUCCACUGGGUAACACACCUGAGGAGCUGAUCCAGACCAAACUACCCAGGCCACGGCCUGAACGGAGAAUCAGCAGAAACAAUAAGGUCAGCACCAUUUCCACUGUGGACCAAUGAAGUAUUCCUGCUGGCCUCUGAUCGGCACUGGACACAACUCGUUACAGGUUCGGCCUCUUGGGUUGACCAGGCCUUGGCAGGAUACUGAUGUGCCAGGCUGCUCGGUGAGAUGCUUGGUUUCUUUUGGGUAAUUUAAACCUUUUGAAUUUUUUUUCUGAUUUUGUCAGAUGCAGUAGUAGCCAUCGUACAAGUCCAGGUUUUUCACUUUACUGCACAAAAGCUAGACGCCUGAGGCACUGCAGUUCACCAAUUUGAUAUCAAAUAUUUACAUACUGUGAGAAAUAUGCCCACUUAGUCCAACUUAACUACCACUUGAACAGAUCUAAUUCAAUAAUUAAGGACUUCGACAGUGACUACACAAUUAAGAGGACAGAUACCCUUUUUGAACCGCCCUUUUUCGAUUAGAGAUGACAUCAGUAGUUAAAUGAAUACAGUGUGGAAAUCCAAUUAUCCCGAGAGAUCCACUGAUACUGGAUAUAUUUCCAUAGCAAAUAAUCAAGUGAGAAUAUUGAACCUCCCUAACAAAAACGUUCUGUAAAAUGGUUAUGCUGUGAUAGCACUCUGUAAGUGAACACUUCAUAGUGUCCAUGCUUGACAAGUUUUAUGUUAAUAUUGGGGAUUAACUUGCCCUUUGCUGGCCCUUUUUUGCCUCAAGUCCCACUUUUGGAAUAUUCACAUUUCUUCUAAUGUAGUAGAUGUUGUUGUCGUUUGUAUUUUAAAUGUAAGUGGAUUUAAUAAGAUGAAAAAUGCAGAUGUACAGGAUGCAAAUACAUGUUAUAAAAAUGUGACAUUUUCAGAGUAUUAACCGUGUGUUUAGAUUUGUUUUCUGGAACCCAAAGUGCAAC